GCAGCUUCGGACUCCAACCUAUAGGAAAGCAUGGCUGCACCUUCUGAAAUAAGAAUUGUGCUUUUGGGAAAAACAGGAUCUGGGAAGAUCAGCACAGGAAAUGUUAUCCUGGGGGAAGAGAAGUUUGGAGUUUCCUCUGAUCCUAACAGUGUAACAAAAGAUUGUCAAACAGAAGAAGGAAACAUAAAUGGCUGGAAAUUUACAGUAACUGACACACCAAGGAUCUUUGACCCAGACAGGGAUGAGAAAGAUCUGAAGUAUUCCAUAAUAUCCUGUCUCACUGAGUGUGCUCCUGGUCCACACGCCUUAGUGCUGAGAGUGGGAAGAUUCACCAAAGAGGAGGAAGAGUCUGUGAAGAUGAUACUGCAGUACUUUGGGGAGGAAACCCUGAAGCACAUGGUUGUCCUCUUCACAUAUGGUGAUGAGCUUGACAAAAACAAGAGCAUUAAAGAGUUUGUAGAGAAGAACAAGGAUCUGAAGGAACUGUUUGAUAAGUGUGAAGACCGAGUCCAUGUCAUUGACGGUAAGUGGUGGAACAAAAACAAAGAUAAAAAUGCUCAGUCUGCAGAUCUCCUGGAACAACUAAAUAAAAUGAUGAUAGAGAAGAGAGAAGCUGGGGAAUCACAAGCUGUUCAGAUACUUGAAGACUUGAAGAACCAGGUAUUACAGCAAAGACCCUCUGAUCAGGAACCAGGCCAAGGGUCAGAAAGACCUUAAUGCUUUGAUGAAAACCUGGAUGAAGAAGAGUACAGGAGUAACAGCUUUCAGAUUAAACAGCUGCUGACAACUAUAGAGUUUAUGUCAUAGCAGGAGCAGUAAGAGUUGGGAUGGCAGGAGUCAAAGCUGGAGAAACAUGCAUUGAUACCAACCGUGCAGCCAAGGAAGCUGCAAAAGUUGCAGGGCAGGCAGGGUUAUCUACACUGAAGGAAGUGUGAAAUGCCACCGAAAAACUAGCCAGGUCUAAGGAAAGUCCUUACAAAAAACUUCAGUAGCGACUCUGAAGAUCUGGUGACUCUUUAAAUUGUGCAUGUGUAACAGGUAGGUUUUGAUGUGGAAUCAUGUAUCAUGAAGCAUCAGUUCCACAUUCUCUGUCUCUCACGCAGACUAGUGUUAGUUGUGAAUGAAACAGCUCUUUGAGCCCCUUACAUGAAGAAUGGGGACAGCUCCCAUCUGAGAGAUGAUUUUUUUUUGUUGUAAAAUUAAUACAACACAGAAUAAUAUAAUGACGGCAGUACUUUCAGAAAGAAUCUUGCUUAAUGGUUUGGGAAACACACUUGUAAUUGAAAGUGCCACCCCUGUUCCUGUGAUAUUCUGGGAAAUUGUGAUUGUUCAAAUCCACCUAGCAGAUUGCAUAUACAUCCUAGGAUGCUUCUUGCCUUCAUUCACCUUGAAUGAAUGUAGCCUUGGCCAGGAGGGUUUGAUGUCAUCAGGUAGUACCCAUCGUUCAUUGGGUGUUUCGACCCUUAUCCACAACACCCUCCUGAUGGUGGGUCAGCAGUGGUGGCCAAGUCACUGCCCAUCUUCCCCUCCUGGCUUCCAGCUUACCUCCUCUCUCCUGCUCCAUAACCAGCAAGAAGCCCUUUCUGCUGCCUCCCCCAUUCUGUGAGCUGCUGCCUUUCUGUCCUUCCCUGCCAUCCCUAUGGCUGUGAGCAUUCUCUAUACUGACUGUGCAGGGAAUCCUCUACAGCCAACCUCAACGGGGAACAGCAAUCCCUGUCAUCCCUAUGUCUGUUAGCAUUCUCCAUACUGACUGUGCAGGGAAUCCUCUACAGCCAACCUCAACGGGGAACAGCAAUCCCUGUCAUCCCUAUGUCUGUUAGCAUUCUCUAUACUGACUGUGCAGGGAAUCCUCUACAGCCGACCUCAACGGGGAACAGCAAUCCCUGUCAUCCCUAUGUCUGUGAGCAUUCUCCAUACUGACUGUGCAGGGAAUCCUCUACAGCCGACCUCAACGGGGAACAGCAAUCCCUGUCAUCCCUAUGUCUGUGAGCAUUCUCCAUACUGACUGUGCAGGGAAUCCUCUACAGCCGACCUCAACGGGGAACAGCAAUCCCUGUCAUCCCUAUGUCUGUUAGCAUUCUCCAU
This is a messenger RNA of Brienomyrus brachyistius, 2085 nucleotides long. RefSeq names its product GTPase IMAP family member 5-like. Bases 31 to 717 code for a protein of 228 amino acids. Lineage: Eukaryota; Metazoa; Chordata; Actinopteri; Osteoglossiformes; Mormyridae. Gene Ontology annotation, molecular function: GTP binding. The transcript is spliced from 2 exons. The record is from RefSeq and is a predicted model, not a curated record.